AUGCUGCAGCAAAUAUUGCGAGACAUGUGGGUAGACCCGGAGAUACUCGCCGAGCUCGACGAGACUCAGAAGCAGACUCUCUUCUGCAAGAUGCGCGAGGAACAGGUGCGUCGAUGGCAAGCUUGGGAUCAAAAGGUCAGCAAGGAAGAGAAUGGCCAAACAAAAUUUCAAUCAAAUGGCAAAAAGCAAGUCCAAUUUCUAAAGGGAGAGGAUGGGGAACCGUGGGUGUGGGUGAUGGGAGAGCAUCCCGAUGACCAGUCAAUUGAGAACAUUCUCGCUGAAGAAGCUCAUCAACGCGCUCUCGCUCAGGCUCGUGAAGAAGCACACCAACUUCGGAAAUCCGUUGAGAAGGAACUCACACAUUUGAUUGACUACAAGCCUCUUGAUAGCUUGGAACAGAAGUUCGAUCUGUCUCCAAAAAACGUGGAUUCGCUGGAAGACACCCUGGAUCUAUAUUGCUCAGUAGAUGAGCUGAGGCAGAGUAUCGAGGCUUUGGAACCAGAAGUGAAGGAGAAAAGUGAUAAUGAAGAAAAAGACUAUUGUGAAGAACACUUGAAGUUGAAUCUUAAGAAAAACACUUUACAGUUCAAUUUCAUUGAAGGGAAGAGAGAUGUUAUACAAGAUUCGGGUCUUCCUCGCAAUGGCGAUGGAGUAAGUCUACGAGUGGCGGCCUGGGAGCGCCGUGUCGCGGCGGCUCGGGCGGGGGAUAUCUUGAGAGGGCUCAGAGCGAGACGAGCUCGUACUUUGAGAGAUGCACAGCUGCAAGCUCAAGAUGAGGAUGCUGUGUGGAGGGAGCAGGAACGUAAAGCAAAAGAAGCGGAGGCCGCUAUGAGGGAAAUAGCACGCGCGGCGCGGGAGGCUCACCGUCGCAGCACUCAUCUGCCCCCAACGCCGCUUACUACAGUUGGUAAACCUCCUAACAGAGAAGCGGUAUUGGAGUGGUUCAGGACGCAAGAGCUAAAGCGGGGAGUGGGCUUGGACGAGAACAACAAGCCUGUUGAUUGGUUCCAUGGUCUGAUUACACGAUCAGAAGCCGAACAGAUUCUGUCCAGCCAGCCCGAGGGCAGCUUCCUGGUGCGGCUCUCGGAGCGCGUGUGGGGCUACGCCAUCUCCUACCGCGCCGCGCGCUGCAAGCACUACCUGGUCGAGGCCGGCGACGGCUACCGGCUGCUCGGCGCCGGCCAAAUUACACAUCAAACUUUAGCCGAUCUCAUCAAUUAUCAUAAAAAAGUAACGAUUACGGAAAACGGCGGGGAGCUUCUCACGACACCAUGUCUUCCCGCCACAUCUUCUGUCAUA
Brenthis ino (lesser marbled fritillary) is the source of this 1299-nucleotide messenger RNA. The record is from the annotation of a GenBank genome assembly. Lineage: Eukaryota; Metazoa; Arthropoda; Insecta; Lepidoptera; Nymphalidae.